ACAUUUUACAACGUUUGGUUCAAUCGUAAUUUCUAUAGUUUUGAGUUUUGUAUGUUAGUCUUUACGCGCACCCCAGAACCGACGCAUGCGCAGUGGGUUGUCAACGGCUUACAGCCGCGCUUAGUGAUUUUAAUAUUGAUAAGUGCGAUCAAGUGACGAGAUUUUUCAUACAAUUAAUCUUUUAUAAUAAUAAAUAACGUUUUAAAAUAACUUUAUAUUAAGUUAUAUCGGUAUAUAAAAAGAGAUUAUAUUACAAUAGUAUAUAAUAUAAGAAGUGUUAUAAAAUUUCGACGCAUUAUAUCAUCAUCAGCUGGAAGACGUCCACUGCUGGGCAAAGGCCUCCCCCAAAGAUCUCCACGACAAUCGGUCCUGCCAUCCAUCGUGUGGGGGGCUUACCAACACUGCGUCUUCCGAUCUUGAAGUGAAUGAAGGUGUUCAAGUGAAUCAUAAUCUGUAUGAAAAUGACGACCAACAAGGAACAGAAUGUCUCUAAUUCAAGUGAAACGAAACGCAUCGUGAGAAACGUUUUGGUGAUUAGCUUGGCGUUUAUGGUGCAUUUCACAGCUUACUGCGGCGCAGCGAACUUGCAAAGUUCCAUCAAUGCUGAAGCAGGCCUGGGGACUGCAUCACUGGCCGCAGUAUACGCUGGACUUAUAUUCUCUAAUAUAUUCCUACCAGUCGCAGUUAUCAGGUGGCUGGGCACAAAAUGGGCGAUCUGCGUGUCAUUCAUCACAUAUAUGCCUUACAUCGCAGCCCAGCUCUGGCCCAAUUUCUACUCAUUGAUCCUGUCGGGUCUUUUUGUGGGUCUAGGUGGAGGACCACUAUGGUGCGCUAAGUGCACCUAUUUAUCUGUGGUAUCAGAAGUUCACAGCAAAAUAUCGAACAUUUCAGCGGGAGCGCUAUUGACACGUUUUCUGGGUCUUUUCUUUAUGAUAUUCCAACUCAACCAAGUCUGGGGAAACCUCAUAUCUUCAUUAGUGUUAUCAUCUGGAGACAAUCAUGCAGCUGUGACUGCAUUGAACUCGACUGCGAUCUCACAAGUCUGCGGAGCAAAUUUCUUGCCCAGUGCUGAUGCCGGAGAAGCACUGCAAUCUCAACCUCAAGAGAAGAUACAGAUGAUUGCUGGCAUCUACUUAGCGUGUAUGGCUGGGGCUGCUCUUAUUGUGGCAGUUGGUGUGGAUUCUAUGAAAAGGUAUGACUCUGGUCGUUCUGAAACUGGAUCAACUUUGUCUGGAAUGCAACUACUGGUCGUGACUCUCAAGCUUAUCUUUGAACCAAACCAACUCAUGUUGAUCACCAUCAAUAUAUUUAUUGGAAUGCAGCAAGCUUUCUUUGGGGCCGACUUUACUGCGGCUUUCGUGUCGUGCGCCAUUGGCACAGGAACAGUUGGUUUUGUUAUGAUGACGUACGGUAUCGCUGAUGCUAUUGGUUGUAUCGUCACUGGCUAUAUCGCUAAGAUUACAGGUCGUAUCCCUCUCAUCUGUUUUGCUUCGAUAGUCCACACUAUUCUGUUCACAACAAUUCUGGUGUGGCAGCCUCAACCAGAUUACAGCUAUGUGCUGUUUAUCAUUGCAGUGGUCUGGGGUCUUUGUGAUUCCGUAUGGCUGGUUCAAAUAAAUGCUUACUACGGAAUACUAUUCCCUGGUCGAGAGGAAGCGGCAUUCUCCAACUUUCGUCUGUGGGAGUCAGUUGGCUAUAUAAUAGCUUACGUGAUCUCUCCCCACAUGAGAACCAGCGUCAAGACUUAUAUCUUGAUGGGAUUCAUGGUCCUCGGUUUGAUUCAGUACUUCAUCGUGGAGUAUCGUGACAGAAGCGCGAAGAAGUCGAAGAAACCGACCGUCGAAGUAAUCAGUGUUAGCGGUUUGGAUAAUAAGGCAUUCCAAACUACCGAAUGAAUUGUAAAAUUCCGUGUUUUGGAAUUAUUGUUUCGAAUUAUUAAUUUAUAAGUUCAGUUUUGCGAAUGAAUUUAAUGUUAUAGUUCCAUUUGGUGGAAUUUAUUUGCAUGUUAUUUUAGUGCUACCUUGUUGUAAAAUAUUUUAUCUUGAUAUAUUUAGUGAGUUAUUCCAUGUUAAGAAACGAUUUAAUAUUUGUAUUAUCGUAUUAAAUAAGUACCAUUAUUACGCAUUUCUUUACCAAGGAUUCAUAAUUUCAACUCUUAGUAUUAUGUUGAAAAAAAAAAAAUGCAAUUUUCUUUCUUUAUUUCUCAUGAUCGCUAGUCCGAGAUUUUGUUAAUUAAUUUUCGAUUAAAUUCCCUAAAAUAACAUAAAAGUCGAAUCACGAUUAAAAUUCAUUCUCUUGGUAGAAAAACUUGAUAUAAAACAUAUCGAAAUACAACUUGGCGCUAUAUUUUAACCAUUUAAGGUACUACUAAAUAAUACAACAUUUGAAGGUAAAAUUAUUUUUGAUACAUACGUACGGUAUUCUAAUUAAGUAUAAGUUAAUAUUUUACUUUAUUCAUUUAUGUAAGACCAAACAGAAAUUGGUUUGUGAUGCUUUCGUAAAUUAUUUAAGAGAUUUUCAGAUUCUUCUUCUUCGCGUGCCUCUGCGAAUACCAUAGGUUGGCAGUCAGCUUUGUAUAUUUAACUUUUUAUUGUACGCAAGGCGAAAUAGUUCUGCCGCACUCGCGAUUCAUGUCCACUCUCGGAUGUUGCGCAGGCAAGACUUUUUUCUGCGACCUACUUCUUCUUCCAGCAACUUUUCCCAUCAUUAUAAGUUGGAGGAGUUCGUACCUCUCGUGCCUAAGCAUGUGCCCCAAAUAUGCGACUUUCCUCAUCUUGAUGGUCUGCGUGAGUUCGCGCUUUUUAUUGACGCGGCGCAGAACUUCCACAUUCAUGAUCUUGUCAGUCCAACUUAUGGUCAACAUACGUCUAUAUGCCCAUAUUUUAAAAGCCUCUAUACGUUUCCUGAGGUCUUCUUUAAUAGUCCACGCCUCACAUCCGUAUAGAAGUAUAGGCCAGUCGUAACAGCGCAGUAAACGAGUGCCCAAGGAAAUCUUAAGACCGCGGUUGCAAAGUACUUUUUUCAUUUUACUACAAGUGCUUCUAGCCACUUCAAUUCUGGUCUAGAUUUCUUGGUCGUUAUUCAAGUUCUCCUUUAACCCUAUACUUGGCAGAGAAAAAAAUCUUUGAAUAUCAAAAUAAUAUUUGACGUAAUAUUUAUAACCCGAAGAUGCCUAGAAAAAUGCAGAAAAUAAUGCGAUGCGAGUCUUUAAAAAAAAAAAAUGUAUCCUGUAGGAUACAGUGCCAAGAGUCGUUGAUAAUAUGUUAAAAUAUCAAUGUAUCUCUAAAGAUACAAUACCAAGUUACCUAUGGCCUUAUUGUACAAUAAUUUGGUUAGAAAAAUAAGAAAAAUGAUCGCAUUUUUAAUCAAAAAUCAGUAUUUUUGUUAAAAUAAAAUAAAAAACAUUUAAUAUCAUUCCUGCUGACAAACCAAUAAAAUAAACAAAACAAUUUAAUAGCUUUAAGAAUUCUAAAACAUUAUGCUGUCGCUCUGACGCAGGCGAGACAAUCAUGAGUGCGAAAAGGACAACUGCAGCUCUGUCUAAAGAUUGUGACUUAAAAUGCAAAAAUCGGGGUUUCGUUCUCGACAAUUUUCUUCUCCAAAAUUUAACCAAUUGUAACGAAAUUUUGGAAAUAAAAUGGAAAGGAAAUAUACUGUAAGCUUUUGACAUGUACGACUUAGAUAAUUUAUACGUCUAGAUAGAGUCUCUGCUAGACAACCGAUGAAAACAGGCCAACUUAAGCGUGCGUGACAAGCUACGUCUUACAGAAACAAGAAUUUGUAUGUCACUUUGUGUACGUGUGCGUGCAUUGCUCAAAAUAGAGGUUAACAGUCAACCUCAACUUUUUUCGACGUUUUCACGGCUGUCACUGUCUAUCUACACGUAUAAAUGAUUUAAGAUCUCAAAAUAAUUUAAAUUGAAAAUAACAAGUGAUAAGUAUAGGUUAAGUAUAUACUAUUUCUAAAUAUACAAUUAAGAAAUGAAA
Leptidea sinapis is the source of this 3986-nucleotide messenger RNA. RefSeq names its product UNC93-like protein. Gene Ontology annotation, molecular function: potassium channel regulator activity. Gene Ontology annotation, biological process: regulation of muscle contraction; regulation of potassium ion transport. Gene Ontology annotation, cellular component: striated muscle dense body; plasma membrane. Bases 456 to 1895 code for a protein of 479 amino acids. The transcript is spliced from 12 exons. NCBI's taxonomy places the organism in Eukaryota, Metazoa, Arthropoda, Insecta, Lepidoptera, Pieridae. The record is from RefSeq and is a predicted model, not a curated record.